Messenger RNA from Penicillium cinerascens, 240 nucleotides. RefSeq lists its product as uncharacterized. The record is from RefSeq and is a predicted model, not a curated record. The coding region runs from base 1 to 240 and encodes 79 amino acids. The transcript has a single exon. Lineage: Eukaryota; Fungi; Ascomycota; Eurotiomycetes; Eurotiales; Aspergillaceae.
AUGAUGAUUUAUGACGUGCGCAUGGUCGAGGGUGGAAGCGAGGCCAAUCGCAACCUUGAUCGUUAUGUCCGAGGAUUCACGGGUGUCUGGAGGGGGGAGGGCGGUGAUAUAGAGGUUGCUGAGUGGUACGAUAUCGGGGCGCUUUGGGGAGUAGCUAAGCUAGUCGAGGAGAAGGCUGAACAGAGCGACACAUCGAGCUCAGAUGGCGGGAAAGUGGACCUUGGCAUCUCAACCGUUUGA